This is a messenger RNA of Symbiodinium sp. CCMP2592, 453 nucleotides long. Lineage: Eukaryota; Dinophyceae; Suessiales; Symbiodiniaceae. The record is from the annotation of a GenBank genome assembly.
AUGGUGCUGGGUCAGAAUGCAAGCGCAGAAAAGAUCCUCUGGAGCUUGCUUGAUGAUGACCAUGUGGCAGCAUCCCGUGCUCAGUUGUCACUUCAACAGUCUACCACAACUUCGGCCGAGUCAUGCAUCAGCACGCACAUGGCAAGCAGCAGUCUGUUUGCAACCUUCAUCCCUAGCGUUUCUGGCACAACCCGAAGCUUACGCACGUGCGAUGAGUCGCUUCAAGCUUGCUUCCAGGUGGAUCUACAGCCGGGUGCGGGGAAGACACCCUGUGGCCUCGUCAAGCCUGAGCUCCACCUGCCGUCAGGUACCAUCGUGCGUCCGGGCCCUCGGAACAUCAAACAGACUCGUUUAGUCGUAGAUGAUUCACUUCGGUGGUUGAUUAUUGGUAUGUUGUUUUUGGUUGUCAUGGUUGUUUGGUGUUCGGUUGGUUUGGAUGUGCUGAGCUGGUGA